ACUUUAUAUAAUCCUUGGUUCACCCUUUAUCCAUCACCACCUAAUUUUCCAUCAAAUUUCAAUCUCCAUCCAUCGAUCCCUCUCGAACCCGGCCCGAUGGCCUCCGACGCCGCCGCCGAGCCCUCCUCCGGCGUCACCCAGCCCCCGCGCUACGCCAUCGGUUACGCGCUCGCGCCGAAGAAGCAGCAGAGCUUUAUCCAGCCAUCGCUGGUGGCCCAGGCGGCGGCGCGCGGCAUGGACCUCGUCCCCGUGGAUGCGUCGCGGCCCCUGGCGGAGCAAGGGCCCUUCCACCUCCUCAUCCACAAGCUCUACGGGGACGACUGGCGCGCCCAGCUCGUGGCCUUCGCCGCGCGGCACCCGGCCGUCCCCGUCGUCGACCCGCCCCACGCCAUCGACCGCCUCCACAACCGCAUCUCCAUGCUCCAGGUCGUCUCCGAGCUCGACCACGCCGCCGACCAGGACAGCACCUUCGGCAUCCCCAGCCAGGUCGUCGUCUACGACGCCGCAGCGCUCGCCGACUCCGGGCUCCUUGCCGCGCUCCGCUUCCCGCUUAUCGCCAAGCCCCUCGUCGCCGACGGCACCGCCAAGUCCCACAAGAUGUCGCUCGUCUACCACCACGAGGGCCUCGCCAAGCUCCGCCCGCCGCUCGUGCUCCAGGAGUUCGUCAACCACGGCGGCGUCAUCUUCAAGGUCUACGUCGUCGGCGGCCACGUCACUUGCGUCAAGCGCCGCAGCCUGCCCGACGUGUCCCCCGAGGACGACGCAUCCGCCCAGGGAUCCGUCUCCUUCUCCCAGGUCUCCAACCUCCCUACUGAGCGCACGGCGGAGGAGUACUACGGCGAAAAGAGUCUCGAGGACGCCGUCAUGCCGCCCGCCGCAUUCAUCAACCAGAUCGCGGCCGGCCUCCGCCGCGCGCUGGGCCUGCAACUCUUCAACUUCGACAUGAUCCGGGACGUCCGCGCCGGCGACCGCUAUCUCGUCAUUGAUAUCAACUACUUCCCGGGCUAUGCCAAGAUGCCAGGGUACGAGACUGUCCUCACGGAUUUCUUCUGGGAGAUGGUCCAGAAGGACGGCGUGGACAACCAACAGGAGGAGAAAGGAGCCAACCAUGUUACCGUGAAAUAAGAUGAUGGCACUGGAUAUCUGGCGAAUGCUGCUGGUUCUGGAUGCAUAAUUCGAUAGAGGGGAUUUUAGUUGGAUUUCAACCGGCAGCAUGCGGAGGACCCUGCGCCCUGCUGUGUAAAUCCUUUCUCCUAACUCUUUCCAUACCAGUUAUUUAGGUAUCUUUCUGUUUUCCUGGGUAAGUCGCUUCAUCUAGUUUAGACUGUCUGGAACAAAAGAGAGGGACAUAACUCAAACCGGAAUUCGAAUGAAAAAUGAGCUCUCUAUCUGCAAUCAUUUUGUUCUUGAGCAAUGGAUGAAUGGCAAAUGCCGUAUCUCUUCAUGCAACUCAUUGAAUUCAGGUAGCUUCUGUUAUGGAAUCCAAUCGGCUCGUUCUUUUUUCAGUGCAUGAACCUAGAGAAAUGCAUCAGUAUCAUCCACUGAACAAAUGUUGCCCCCAACAGUGCUUAUCUCAAUCCUAGUGAUCCUGCAGUGGUGAUUGUGUUCUCAUUAUACAGUGCCUAUCACAAUAAAUUGUUGUUUCAUCUAACGGAAUGGGUGGUAGUUGAUGCAGUCAUCUUAUUUGCAUGUGAAGUAGAAGCUCUUUGUUAAGACACUGGAUUUAUCAUUGUCCACAAGGUUGAAUAUGUUCCACAAGAA
Sorghum bicolor (sorghum) is the source of this 1761-nucleotide messenger RNA. RefSeq names its product inositol-tetrakisphosphate 1-kinase 1. Gene Ontology annotation, molecular function: magnesium ion binding; inositol-1,3,4-trisphosphate 6-kinase activity; inositol-1,3,4-trisphosphate 5-kinase activity. Gene Ontology annotation, biological process: inositol trisphosphate metabolic process. The transcript has a single exon. Bases 97 to 1125 code for a protein of 342 amino acids. Gene Ontology annotation, cellular component: cytoplasm. Lineage: Eukaryota; Viridiplantae; Streptophyta; Magnoliopsida; Poales; Poaceae. The record is from RefSeq and is a predicted model, not a curated record.